Messenger RNA from Triplophysa dalaica, 2468 nucleotides. RefSeq names its product ubiquitin domain containing 2 (gene ubtd2). The transcript is spliced from 4 exons. Lineage: Eukaryota; Metazoa; Chordata; Actinopteri; Cypriniformes; Nemacheilidae. Gene Ontology annotation, molecular function: protein binding. The record is from RefSeq and is a predicted model, not a curated record. The coding region runs from base 188 to 1120 and encodes 310 amino acids.
ACAACAAGGUAUUUUUCACAAUUUAUUUUGCGUUAAGUUUUGUAAAGAAAUGCAUACAGCAUUACAGUAUUAUCUUAGUGACAUUUCAGUUCCUCAAAAGUAACGGAAAUCUAUUCAAAUGUAUGUUUAGUAAUAGUGUUAACUAACGUUAAGUGUCCUGCCAUUAUUGAAUCAACCUUCUAUCGUUAUGUCUUUAUUCCCCAUUUGUCCGUUAUUUUCAUACCCCUUGUCAGUAGAGACGGUAACCUUGACUGUGACUCAAACCCGCGCAGGUUCCCUAACUAAACAGCUUUCUGGUCCCUGCACGAGCGCGUUCGAGUCAGGGCAACCAAACACGACUAGAGAGAACAGACUGGGGGAAACCGAACCAGAGCGGGUCCGCUCCGCGAAAACAUCCAUGGGUGGCUGUGUGGGCAGUCAUCAUGAUUCUUCAGGCAGUCUAAACGAGAACUCGGACGGAACCGGAGUUGCACUGGGGCGUAACCAGCCCCUGAAGAGAGAGAAACCCAAAUGGAAAAGCGACUACCCCAUGACCGACGGGCAGCUACGCAGCAAGCGCGAUGAAUUCUGGGAUACGGCGCCGGCUUUUGAAGGCCGGAAGGAAAUCUGGGAUGCACUUAAGGCGGCUGCACAGGCUUUUGAAAGCAACGACCACGAGCUCGCUCAAGCCAUCAUCGACGGCGCCAGCAUCACUUUACCGCACGGUGCACUGACCGAAUGCUACGACGAGCUAGGGAAUCGCUACCAGCUGCCCGUCUACUGCCUUUCCCCUCCAGUCAACAUGAUCGAGGAGAAGAGCGAGUCUGAGACCAUCGAGGUCCCUGAAGCUCCAGCAAGCGAGGGCCAGGAGUGCCAGCUGCGUCUGCGUCUCUCCACUGGCCGUGAUCUACGCCUCACGGUCCGCACCAGUGACACCGUCCAGCAGAUGAAGCGACGGCUGCAGGCCCAUGAGGGAGUUGCGACCGGCAGCCAGCGCUGGUUCUUCUCGGGCCGACCCCUCACGGACAAGAUGAAGCUGGAUGACCUGAAGAUCUCCAGAGACUAUGUGGUCCAGGUGAUCGUUAGCCAGCCUCCGGAAACCCCCCCGCUGUCACAAAACCCCACCCCUGUGGAAAACUAAUGCCUCGCCGGGAACUUUGAAGUGUGGAGAUCAAAAUAAAGCGCGUGGCCGUUUCAGAGUCUAGAGAUGUCAUCUCUAGGAGCCUUUCCCUUCAAACACUCACUGCCUUUGACUUGACUAGCUUCAGCUCUUCUCACAUUGCUGAGACUCUGGUCAAAAGCCUCAGGGUUGAAAACUGGAGCCAAAACUUGGCCACGAGAGGUCCAAUAUGGCAAAUGAAACUUAAUAGUGAUGGUUCUGCCUAAAAGUUGUUGUUUUGACGUUUAUGGAGCUGUACACUUCAUAUACGUUUCUUAUUUCUUACGAUGAGACCAUAUGUCUGCAAGGCAGACCAGAGGUGUGGAUCUACAUGUGUCUUAAAUGGGAGACACUAGGGGCCAACAUGACUUUUGAAAUGGGGUUGGCUUUUAAAUGAAAGAAGGAUCGUUUGUUGAACUGUUUUCUUAAUGUUCGUUUUUAUUAGAAAAUUUGUAACCAAAUAUAUAUGAAGAAUUUAAAGAAGCGGGGGCCUGUUGCAAAAUCUUUUUCCUCAGUUUUCCCCCGUUUUGAUUCCAGUUCUUGUUCAGAAAACUUUCAAUUACUUAUAUUCUGUAAAAAAAAGUUUUUUUCCAGUUCAAAAAAAGUGGAAGUUCUUGUCAUAAAGGCUGGCAGAUCAGCUGUUUGACCUUUUGCCUCAUUUUGGAAAGUAUUCUUUUAGUAGAGAUGGAGUCGCAUUUUGCAGUUAGCGGUUAGUGAUAUUCUUCACAAAAUAUCCUCCACCGAAGACCAUUGAAUAUCUUAUACAGUCGAAAUCUUCACGCAGAUUUCUUCAGCCCUGAGUGCAUUGUGGCUCACGCAUUCUGAUUCCAUAUCACAGGAAUACCAUCAGAAUAAAGUAAUGAUGUAAUAAACGUGUAAUAAAAGUGAAAUGUAGAAACCUUGAGCGAGUUAUUGAAUUUAAAGACAAAACAUUUCUACGGGUUGGUAAAAAUUUGGACAUGCAAGAGGACGUAAUCUUUAAUUGAUGUUUCUUUGAUGCCUCCUUCCCCCAUAUGAAAUGUGUGUCAUCUAUGAAUGUAGCUGUUUAUGUGAAAUGAGCAUUCUCACAAUUUACUCCAUAUGUUUUUAUUUUCAUUGUUAAGUUUGGCCUUUAUAGUGAAUUCGCUGAAAACAGCUGAAAGUGAUGGGAGGCAGUGAAUGGGAUCGAGAAGCGACGCAAGCUUCGAACAUGCAUCGCCUAGCCCACAACUUCAACUUUGUGUUUUUAAAUGGUUUGAAGACUUGGUCCUGUUGAAAGACAGUUUAAAAAAAGUUGCAUAUUUUAAUGAUACAGAAUGCGUUUUUAAUUAAAUUGAUGAACAUUUGUACA